AUGGAGAAGCCAACUGAAAAAUUUCAUUGCAAUAGAAAUACAUGGCAAAAGCACCAUUAGACCAGACUUCUGCAAAUCAUCUUGAAAUUAUGCAUUGAGUUAAACAAUGAGGGUUUUGUCUAUUUUAGAUACAUGAAAUCCAAGAAUAUCAGAAGACUUAUACUUCCACUAUCCUACUCAAUUGUUGUAUUAAACAUGAGGCUGUGGUUGAUUAGCUUCAGAAUAAUGGCCAGAGCAUGGAGAAUGGCAAAAGAUGAUAUGAAUCUUAAAAACCAUUGA
This is a messenger RNA of Stylonychia lemnae, 279 nucleotides long. The record is from the annotation of a GenBank genome assembly. NCBI's taxonomy places the organism in Eukaryota, Ciliophora, Spirotrichea, Sporadotrichida, Oxytrichidae.